Molecule: messenger RNA, 447 nt
Organism: Rasamsonia emersonii CBS 393.64
Lineage: Eukaryota; Fungi; Ascomycota; Eurotiomycetes; Eurotiales; Trichocomaceae
Product: Adenylyltransferase and sulfurtransferase uba4
Exons: 1
Source: RefSeq, a predicted model, not a curated record
CGCAGGGUUAUCGCGAUAACCUUAAUGAGAUUCGCGCGGGGAUCUACUUUUCAUCCCACCGCGAAGGCCGCAAACUUUUAUUUAUGGUCAGGACGAAGUCGACUCCGAGCUCAAGCCAUGGAAGACAUCGAAUCAAGAUGCGCGUCCCUUCGCGCCCAGAUUGCUGCUACAGAAGCGCAACUCGCAGCGCUGAAGAAGGAGCUCGAGGCUGCAGAGAAAACGGCUGCCGCCGCGGCGAAGACGAAUGGUGUUACAAGUGCACGUCCGCUUGAAAAUGGUCGCAAGCGAAAGUGGCCACUUUCAGGAGAAGAGUACAAGCGUUAUGGGAGGCAGAUGAUUGUCCCGCAGAUUGGCUUGCAAGGUCAGUAUCCAGGAUGGAUCUUUGACUCUACCCCACAUUGUAGUGUUUGUGCAUCAGACACAUCUGCAACUCUUGCUUACUGCUAG